AUGUCUACCAUCACUCACAGCUUUCUCGAUGUUUACAACACCCACCAUCCCUAUUCACGAUGACCACUUCAUCGUCACUGUUCGGGCCGCUCCUGUUGACGGCCACGCUCAAACCGCCAAGUCAUGCAUAGCGAUCUUCGGGUGGUGCGGAGCAGCAGCAGCAGCUCAGGCAUCUAUACUUGGACGCUUCCUGGCCUUGUAAACACUUCAGAAUGUCUUCCUUCUGGCUGGGCCACGUCCUCGCAUUAUUUCCCCUUAAUAUGUCGGGGGCAUAUGCCACUGUAGCCAACACAACCGUUGACAUUGACGGUACUGCAACAGAACCCAGGCAGCUUGUCCUAUGUCAGUCAGGUCCAUCCCCGCCAAUGGUCGCAGUGAUCACACAAAAUGCAGCCAGGUCCAGGCUAACGUCGAUCGCAAACCCCAGACAUGGCGCCAACACUUACUCAGUCCGCCCCAGGACCACCUCUACCGAUUUUUGAUACUAGCCGAAAGGUGCCAGUACCAACCAGGCG
Molecule: messenger RNA, 515 nt
Organism: Aspergillus wentii DTO 134E9
Lineage: Eukaryota; Fungi; Ascomycota; Eurotiomycetes; Eurotiales; Aspergillaceae
Exons: 1
Coding region: 213-482 (89 amino acids)
Source: RefSeq, a predicted model, not a curated record